UGGUUGUCAAAACAAAUAAAAGAAAAGUUGCAAAACGGAUCGAAUUUUCAGAUCUGAAUUUGUUUGCUCUGUGUCGAGUUUAGGAUUCGUCUGGUGAUAAAUGUUUAGAUUUUCGCGUUAAACCCAACUAAAUUCAUCUUAAAGUUAUUCAAAAUGCCGGAGGAAACAAAGUCAGAGGGAGAGAUCGAAAAUGUUCGUGUCGUCGUGCGAGUGCGUCCGAUGGAUAAAAAUGAAAUCGAUUCUGGAUCACAGAAUAUUAUCAAGGCAGAUAAGUGCAAUCGGUCCAUCACGGUUUUUAAGCCCAACGCCAGCCCAAGUGAACCACCUAAAGUUUACUACUUCGAUAAUGUGUUUGGAGAAGAAUCGACUCAGGUUAGUGAAACGUGCAUAUAUUAG
Uranotaenia lowii is the source of this 396-nucleotide messenger RNA. RefSeq names its product kinesin-II 85 kDa subunit-like. Gene Ontology annotation, biological process: microtubule-based movement. The coding region runs from base 154 to 396 and encodes 80 amino acids. The record is from RefSeq and is a predicted model, not a curated record. Lineage: Eukaryota; Metazoa; Arthropoda; Insecta; Diptera; Culicidae. The transcript is spliced from 2 exons. Gene Ontology annotation, molecular function: microtubule motor activity; microtubule binding; ATP binding.